GUGCCCGGCCCGCCGUCCUCUCCGUCCUCUCUGUGCCCGGCCCGCCGGCCCGGCCGGCCGGAGCCCCGCGCACGGCAGCCGGCGGCCGGUCCCGCGCCGGCCACGUUGGGAUGCGGGCCGGCAGCCGGCGCCCGGCUCCCCGGAGGCCACCUGCGUGCUGGAGGGCUGCCGCCGGGACCAUGAGCAGCUAAGAUGGACACGUCCGCCCCCGCCUCCGCCGCGGAGAAGAAAGAAGGCAAAAGUGCGAUCCCGGAGGGGGCGGCCAGGAAGACCUCGGCACUGGCAGUGGCUGCGACGGCGGCGGCAGCAGCAGCUGCCCAAGGAGUGCCGCAGCAACUCUUGCCGCCGUUCCAUGCUCCCUUACCGAUUGACAUGAGACACCAGGAGGGAAGGUACCAUUACGAGCCUCACUCUGCCCACAGCGUGCACGGGCCACCUGCCCUGAGUGGCAGCCCCGUCAUCUCUGACAUCUCUUUGAUCCGGCUUUCCCCGCACCCGGCCGGCCCCGGGGAGUCCCCGUUCAGCGCCCCCCACCCGUACGUGAGCCCCCACAUGGAGCACUACCUCCGCGCCGUGCACAGCAGCCCCACGCUCCCCGCCAUCUCUGCAGCCCGCGGCCUCAGCCCCGCCGACGUGGUCCAUGAGCACCUUAAGGAGAGGGGGCUGUUUGGCCUCCCCGCCACAGGUGCCAACCCCUCAGACUAUUACCACCAGGUGGCGCUCAUGGCGGGCCACCCCGCGUCCUACGGGGACCUGCUCCUGCAGACGGGGGGCUCCGCUGGCACCCCCCAUCUCCACGACUACCUCAAUCCAGUGGACGUGUCGCGUUUCUCCAGCCCACGGGUGACGCCCCGCCUGAGCCGCAAGCGGGCGCUGUCCAUCUCCCCGCUGUCGGACGCCAGCCUGGACCUGCAGCGGAUGAUCCGCACCUCCCCCAACUCGCUGGUGGCCUACAUCAACAACUCCCGCAGCAGCUCGGCCGCCAGCGGCUCCUACGGGCACCUGUCAGCGGGCACCCUCAGCCCAGCCUUCACCUUCCCCCACCCCAUCAACCCCGUGGCCUACCAGCAGAUCCUGAGCCAGCAGAGGGGCCUGGGCUCGGCCUUCGGACACACGCCACCCCUGCUCCAGCCCUCCCCCACCUUCCUGGCCCAGCAGCCCAUGGCCCUCACCGCCAUCACCACCACACCCACUCAGCUCAGCAGCAGCAGCAACUGUCUGAGCAACGCCAGCCAGAGCAAGCAGACCAGCGAGUCGGCUGUGAGCAGCACCGUCAACCCCAUCAUCAUUCAUAAGCGCAGCAAGGUCAAGACGGAAGCUGAGGGCCUGGGGCCAGCCUCCCCGGUGACCCUGACGCAGGAGCAGCUGGCCGACCUCAAGGAAGACCUGGACAGAGACGACUGCAAGCAGGAGGCGGAGGUGGUCAUCUACGAGACCAACUGCCACUGGGAGGACUGCACCAAGGAGUACGACACGCAGGAGCAGCUGGUGCAUCACAUCAACAACGAGCACAUCCACGGGGAGAAGAAGGAGUUCGUGUGCCGCUGGCAGGCCUGCACGCGGGAGCAGAAGCCCUUCAAGGCGCAGUACAUGCUGGUGGUGCACAUGCGCCGGCACACGGGCGAGAAGCCGCACAAGUGCACGUUCGAGGGCUGCUCCAAGGCCUACUCGCGCCUGGAGAACCUGAAGACGCACCUGCGCUCCCACACCGGGGAGAAGCCGUACGUGUGCGAGCACGAGGGCUGCAACAAGGCCUUCUCCAACGCCUCGGACCGCGCCAAGCACCAGAACCGCACCCACUCCAAUGAGAAACCCUACAUCUGCAAGAUCCCGGGCUGCACCAAGCGCUACACGGACCCCAGCUCUCUGCGGAAGCACGUGAAAACCGUGCACGGCCCCGACGCCCACGUCACCAAGAAGCAGCGCAACGACGUGCACCUCCGCGCCCUGCUGCUCAAGGAGAACGGGGACCCCGAGGCCGGCCCCGAGCCUGGCGGCCGGCGCGCGGAGGAGAGCGCCGAGGCCAGCAGCGCCGGCCAGUCCGCGGAGGACUGCCUGCACAUCAGGGCCAUCAAGACCGAGAGCUCCGGGCUGUGUCAGGCCAGCCCAGGGGCCCAGUCAUCCUGCAGCAGUGAGCCCUCUCCCUUGGGCAGUGCCCCCAACAACGACAGCGGCGUGGACAUGCCAGGCACGGGGCCCGGAAGCCUGGGAGACCUGACGGCGCUGGAUGACACGCCCCCGGGGCCCGACACCUCGGCCCUGGCCGCCCCGUCCGCCGGCGGCCUGCAGCUGCGCCAGCACAUGACCGCCAUGCACCGGCUAGAGCAGCUCAAGAAGGAGAAGCUCAAGUCGCUUAAAGAUUCCUGCUCGUGGGCCGGGCCAGCUCCACACCCCCGGACCCCCAAGCUGCCUCCCCUCCCGGGAAGCGGCUCCAUCCUGGAAAACUUCGGCUGCGGUGGGGGCGGCAGGCCCCUGGGGCUGCUGCCCAACCCGCGGCUGUCGGAGCUGUCCGCCGGCGAGGGGACGGUGCUGGGCCACCUGCAGGAGCGCCGCGACAGCUCGGCCAGCACCGUCAGCUCGGCCUACACCGUGAGCCGCCGCUCCUCCGGCAUCUCCCCCUACUUCUCCAGCCGGCGCUCCAGCGAGGCCUCGGGCCUGGGCGCCGGCCGCCCGCCCCAGGCCAGCUCCGCGGACUCCUACGACCCCAUCUCCACGGACGCCUCCCGGCGCUCCAGCGAGGCCAGCCAGGGCGGGGCGGGCGCGGGGCCGCUCAGCCUGACGCCCGCGCAGCAGUACAGCCUGCGGGCCCGGUACGCGGCGGCCACGGGCGGGCCGCCCCCCACGCCGCUGCCCGGCCUGGAGCGCGGGGGCCUGCGGGCCCGGCUGGCUCUGCUGGACGCGUCGCAGCGCGUGCUGGGGCCCCGGCGAGGCAGCGGCGGGCCGGCCUACGGCCACGCGGGGCCUGCCCCCGCCUUCCCCCACGAGGCGUGCGGGGGCGGGGCGCGGCGGGCCAGCGACCCCGUGCGGCGGCCCGACGCCCCCGCUCCGCCCCGGGUGCAGCGCUUCCUCAGCGCCCACGACGUGAACCCGGGCCCGCUGCCGCCCUGCGCCGCCGACAGGCGCGGCCGCCACCCGCAGGCGCCCGCCGGCGCCGAGGGCGGCCUCGCCCACGGCACCUACUCCCCCCGGCCACCCAGCAUCAGCGAGAACGUGGUGAUGGAGGCCAUGGCGGUGGGGGCGGACGGGGCAGGGCCUGAGGACCCCCUCCUGCUGCCCGAGGAUGACCUGGUGCUGCCCGACGACGUGGUGCAGUACAUCAAGGCCCACGCGGGCACCCUGGGUGACGGCACCCCGCAGGCAUAUCCCCCCGAGAGCUCCUGCUUCUCCGAACACCCCAAACUGCCCAGCCCGGGGCUGCACGGCCAGCGCAGGGUGGUGGCUGCGGACUCCAACAUGGGCCCCUCCGCCCCUGGGCUGGGAGGCUGCCAGCAGGGCUAUGGUGCCCCCUCCGGCCCGAGCAAAAGCAGCAUGCCCGUGCAGUGGAAUGAGGUGAGCUCUGGCACCAUGGAUGCCCUGAGCAGCCCGGGGAAGCCUCCACCCGUUCUGCAGGGCAACCUGGCGGUGGCACAGCAGAAGCCGGCCUUCGGCCAGUACCCGGGCUACGGCGCACAGGGCCUGCCACCGAGCCCGCGGGGUCUGGGCAGCGCACGGCCACUCCUUCCGGCCUGCGGCGGAGCCCCCUCCGGGCCCAGGGCAAAUCACAUGCAGCGGCUUCGGCAGGCAGGGGCCGGGGGCCAGUGUGCCAGCAUGACCACCACCGCGAGCCCCCAUGCCAGCUACGACCAAGGCCACCCCCAGCUGAGCGCCGGCACCGUGGGCGGAGCCCUGAAUCCAUUCCCCACAUCCUGCAGCAGCCUGGUAGCCAAGCCCGGUCACCUGGGGCUCCCCCAGCAGAUGGAAGUUGUUCCUGACCCCUCCAUGAUGGGUAGUAGACGCAGGGAACUCGGGGCCCCCAAUGCCACCCUGGCCGGGAUGGCACCACUUCAUGCAGCCCAGAGCUACCCACAGAGCCAUCACCUGGCAGCCCCCAUGAGCCAGGAGGGCUACCACCAGGGCCCCAGCCUUCUGCCUUCCCACCAGCCUGGCUUCCUGGAGCUGCAGCAGGCUGCAGCGGGGCUGGCUGGGCCCGGCUUCGGCCCAGUGCAACCCCGGCCACCUCCUGAGCCUGGCCCUGCUGGCCGCCACCGGGGGGUACGUGCAGGGCAGCAGCUGGCCUACGCCCGGGCCGCCGGCCAUGCCCUGGCUGCUGUGUCAGCCAACCAGGAGAUGGCAGAGUCCGUGCCCAAGGGAGCGAUGGGCACUAUGUCAUCCUUACCGCCUCAGCUGCCCCCACAGGACACGGGUGGAGCCCAGGACCACAACAUGCUCUACUAUUAUGGCCAAAUCCACAUGUAUGAACAGAACGGAGGCCUGGAGAACCACGGAGGCUGCCAGGUCAUGAGGCCCCAGCUGCCGCAGCCCCAGGCCUGCCCCGAGGGUCUCCAGCCCCAGCCCUUGUCCUCGCCAGGGGUCAACCAGGUGUCCAGCACCGUGGACUCCCAGCUGCUGGAGGCCUCCCAGAUCGAUUUCGACGCCAUCAUGGAUGACGGCGAUCACUCGAGCUUGCUCUCGGGCGCCCUGAGCCCCAGCCUCCUCCACAGCCUCUCCCAGAGCUCCUCCCGCCUCACCACCCCCCGGAGCUCCCUGACCCUGCCCUCCGUCCCCAUGGGCAUCAGCAACAUGGCCGUCGGGGACAUGAGCUCCAUGCUCACCAGCCUGGCCGAGGAAAGCAAGUUCCUCAACAUGAUGACCUAAGGCCGGCCCCGGUGCGGAGCGGACGCCGAGGAGCAUCGUUUCCAGAGUGGGUGUCGUCCGUUUUGUCUUCUCCCGAAUGAGUAUUCCUAGGCCUGCAGCGGGGAGGGGGCAGUGGCUGGUCAGGCCACAGCGCUUUAAGGCGAGUUCACGUGCAUCCUGGCUGGUCUUCUCGGGGGUUCCUUUGGAACACUGGGAAUCCUCAGUGGGAAGGCUCCCGCCUGUGGUAUUAGCGAGGAGAGGCCCACUCUGCUCGGCUUCUUCGCCCCUGUCAGAGGGGUCCCCGGCCCGGGCUUCCCAAGUACACGAGGACAAGGCAGAGGCACCACGUUUGGGUUGCAAUCGGAAAGCCGUACCGGAUGUUGUGAGCCAGGAAGAUGAGCUUCUAUUCCGAUCCUGCACGAAGGAGUUGCUGGCCCCUGGAGCCCUUCCCCAAGCUGGUCACGAGGCCUCCGACGUCCCUGGUCACGGAGGAAAGGGAGUUUACCAGGCGACUCGGGGCACAUCCUGGUUCAGGGUGGUAGUGCCAGCACCUCUGCCCGGCAGAGCCAGGUGCCGCCUGGCGGACAGCCACGUGUGUGGAAUGGAUAAAGGACGGGGGUGUUGCCAGAAAAGGGAAAGAACACACCGUGACGCUCGGGGGUGCUCAGAAGCGGCGGGCCCCUCCAGGCGUGUUCACAGUGUUCACGCAUGUAAAACGUGGCCCUCCCUGAAAAGAGCACUUCCAAAUACUUGGGGCCGCUGGAGCUGCUGCGGGCAGGGGUGACCGAGGGCCCACGUGUGGAUGGACCUUUAGGGAGUGAGCGUGCACGGGCCCAGCCUCGGGCGCCUGGGGUAGGAGGAGUCACACAUUUACCCACCUGUUUCCCCAGGGCACUGCCCGCUCACUCUCCGCCAGCCCCUGAUGGCAGCCUCCGGCAUGCUGCCCACUCGCCAGCAGCCCGGCACCUCUGGACCCCCUUCCUCUGUCCUCAUCCGUUCCGGAGGACGAUGAUGUGCAUGGCGUCUGGUGGGACAGGAGGGAAGGAGCUGGCUGCUGGGGCUCAGGGACAUCACUGGUCUCCGUUCGGUGGGAUUAGGAGCUGGUGUCAGCAGACAUGCUGACAUGCUGUGGGAUGAGUGGUGCACCCUCCCCAGCACACCCCACCUUCCCCGUGUUGAGUUCGUGGCAUCCUUGCCCAAACCAACUGCAGCACAAGGAGCUUGAGACUGACUGUGACCUGGCUUCCGGCAGGAGAGGGCCACACCUUACCUGGCCCUCUGGUCCCAAAACACCCAGGGCUUUGCUGGCUCCGAGGAAAGGCCACGUCCAAAUCCCAGCCCUGGAGGGCCCGGGGCCCGGCUCUGGGGAUCACUCCCUCCCUGAGGGGCUGUCCCAGCUCCCCGCCCUGGAUGGAGUCUGUACAGAAGACAUCACCCUGAACAGACUGUAGGCGAGGCACCCGCCCAGUUUAUAUCUCCACAACAUUUUUAGCUUUUUCUACCUGCUAUGAAUUGAGAUGACAUGCUCAACUUGUAAAUAAGUCUUUUUGUACAUUAAAAAAGUAAUUUUUUCAUAA
Messenger RNA from Pipistrellus kuhlii (Kuhl's pipistrelle), 6410 nucleotides. RefSeq names its product GLI family zinc finger 2 (gene GLI2). Gene Ontology annotation, biological process: smoothened signaling pathway; regulation of transcription by RNA polymerase II. The record is from RefSeq and is a predicted model, not a curated record. Gene Ontology annotation, molecular function: DNA-binding transcription factor activity, RNA polymerase II-specific; RNA polymerase II cis-regulatory region sequence-specific DNA binding. Bases 193 to 4854 code for a protein of 1553 amino acids. The transcript is spliced from 14 exons. Lineage: Eukaryota; Metazoa; Chordata; Mammalia; Chiroptera; Vespertilionidae. Gene Ontology annotation, cellular component: nucleus.